Molecule: messenger RNA, 1149 nt
Organism: Saccharomyces kudriavzevii IFO 1802
Lineage: Eukaryota; Fungi; Ascomycota; Saccharomycetes; Saccharomycetales; Saccharomycetaceae
Gene: ADH4
Product: alcohol dehydrogenase ADH4
Exons: 1
Coding region: 1-1149 (382 amino acids)
Molecular function (GO): metal ion binding; alcohol dehydrogenase (NAD+) activity
Source: RefSeq, a predicted model, not a curated record
AUGUCUUCCGUUACCGGGUUUUACAUUCCACCAAUUUCCUUCUUCGGUGAAGGCGCUCUUGAAGAAACCGUUGAUUACAUCAAGAAUAAGGAUUACAAGAAGGCUUUGAUCGUUACCGAUCCUGGUAUCGCAGCUAUCGGUCUCUCCGGUAGAGUUCAAAAAAUGUUAGAAGAAAGUGGUUUGAACGUUGCUAUCUAUGACCAAACUCAGCCAAACCCAAACGUUGGCAACGUCUUGGCCGGUUUGAAGGUUUUGAAGCAACAAAACUCUGAAAUUGUUGUUUCUAUUGGUGGUGGUUCCGCUCAUGAUAAUGCAAAGGCCAUCGCUUUAUUAGCUACCAACGGUGGGGAAAUUGGCGAUUAUGAAGGUGUCAACCAAUCAAAGAAGGCUGCUCUUCCAUUGUUCGCUAUCAACACUACUGCUGGUACCGCUUCCGAAAUGACCAGAUUCACCAUUAUCUCUAACGAAGAAAAGAAAAUUAAAAUGGCCAUCAUUGACAACAACGUCACUCCAGCCGUUGCCGUCAACGAUCCAUCUACCAUGUACGGUUUGCCACCUGCUUUGACUGCUGCCACAGGUCUAGAUGCUUUGACUCACUGUAUUGAAGCUUUUGUCUCAACUGCAUCUAACCCAAUUACUGAUGCCUGUGCCUUGAAAGGUAUUGAUUUGAUCGAUGAAAGUUUGAUUAGUGCAUACAAAAACGGUAAAGACAAGAAGGCUAGAACUGAUAUGUGUUACGCCGAAUACUUGGCUGGUAUGGCUUUCAACAAUGCUUCUCUAGGUUACGUUCACGCUAUUGCCCAUCAACUUGGUGGUUUCUACCACUUGCCUCAUGGUGUCUGUAAUGCUGUCUUGUUACCUCAUGUCCAAGAAUCCAACAUGCAAUGUCCAAAGGCCAAGAAGAGAUUAGGUGAAAUUGCUUUGCAUUUAGGUGCCACUAAAGAAGACCCUGAAGAAACCAUCAAAGCUUUGCACGUUUUUAACAGAGCUAUGAACAUUCCAAGAAAUUUGAAGGAUUUGGGUGUCAAGACCGAAGAUUUUGGCAUUUUGGCUGACAAUGCUAUGAACGAUGCCUGUCACUUGACCAACCCAGUUCAAUUCACCAAAGAACAAGUUAUUGCUAUUUUGAGGCAAUCUUACGAAUAUUAA